This is a messenger RNA of Tricharina praecox, 877 nucleotides long. RefSeq lists its product as uncharacterized. Lineage: Eukaryota; Fungi; Ascomycota; Pezizomycetes; Pezizales; Pyronemataceae. The transcript has 6 exons. The record is from RefSeq and is a predicted model, not a curated record. Bases 143 to 820 code for a protein of 225 amino acids.
CAGCAUAUAACCUGCUCUGCUCCCCAUCGUUUUCAUUCUUCAUCCAACAACUCACAUUCACUCUCAGCUUCACAUUCACUCUCACUCUCACCUUCACAUUCACUUCAAUCACCUUCUUUUCUAAGAACCACCAACCGCCACCAUGCUCCCCCAAUUCAUCAUCGUCGCCCUUGCCGCCACCAUGGCCGCUGCGCAAACCUCUUCCGCCGGGGCUCCCACCGGUGUUCCCUCCGGCAUUCCUAUGAUCCCGCAAUGCCUGAAGGACUGCUUCCUCCCGGCCAUCAAGGAGACGAACUGCACCAUGGCCGAGGGCCCCGCCUGUCUAUGCAAUGACGAGGUGUUCACUGGGGCAAUGAAGGAGUGUGUGCCCACCAGCUGCAAGGACUCCCCCGACGUCGUCAAGAAAACCGAAGAAAUGGCGCUCAAGGGCUGCGCCAAGUUCACUUCUGCCCCUUCUGCAGUCCCUUCUGUAGUCGCCAGGGCUGCCUCCACCGAGGCUCCCGCUCCCACCGGGAUUCCCACCGGGGCUCCCAGCGGUGCUCCCAGUGGUGCUCCCAGUGGUGCUCCGGGGGGCAUGCCUCACAUCCCGCAGUGCCUGAAAGAUUGCUUCCUCCCUGCGAUCAAGGAGACGAACUGCACCAUGGCCGAGGGCCCCGCGUGUCUGUGCAAUGACGAUGAGUUCACCGCCGCGAUGAAGGAGUGUGUGUCUACUAGUUGCAAGGAUGAGCCAGAGGUCGCUAAGACCGCCGAGGAAAUGGCCAUUAAGGGGUGUGCGAAGUUCACUGCUGUCCCGUCGGCGGGCGCGAAGGCUGCUUGGUAAAUGGUGGUGGGUUGACAGAGGAACGGAUCGGAGCGGACGGAUCGGAUUGUACGCAAC